Molecule: messenger RNA, 342 nt
Organism: Colletotrichum abscissum
Lineage: Eukaryota; Fungi; Ascomycota; Sordariomycetes; Glomerellales; Glomerellaceae
Exons: 1
Coding region: 1-342 (113 amino acids)
Source: RefSeq, a predicted model, not a curated record
AUGAAAAGACAACAUAGUACCCUGCCCGGCCUACGAGCCGCGGCAGUCGCUCUUCUUGCCGCUCGAAAUGUAAAAGCUGCCGAGAGAGUCUUCUGCGCCGACGCAGAAAACAUCGUGGUUCACCACAUGAGCUGCGAUGACGCCCCCGGCGGCACCUUCUUCUUGUUCGCCAGUGAGGAGGAACAUGCGAUCGGCAGCGCCGUCGACCCAAAGGCCGUCGAUCUAUACGACAGUGCUAAUUUUAUCGACCGCAAGUACGCCAAAGAGCAGCGUGAGCUACGAGAACGAGACUUGGAGUCAAGAGGUUUUGGGAGCAUGACGCCGCGGGGAUGCGGUAGCUAG